Acanthopagrus latus (yellowfin seabream) is the source of this 1805-nucleotide messenger RNA. It is a transcript of the gene qtrt1, whose product is annotated as queuine tRNA-ribosyltransferase 1. Gene Ontology annotation, molecular function: tRNA-guanosine(34) queuine transglycosylase activity. The record is from RefSeq and is a predicted model, not a curated record. The transcript is spliced from 9 exons. Bases 155 to 1408 code for a protein of 417 amino acids. Lineage: Eukaryota; Metazoa; Chordata; Actinopteri; Spariformes; Sparidae. Gene Ontology annotation, cellular component: cytosol.
UGUUCAUUGGCUGAUUUUGUUGCCAUUCUGCGAAAAACACAUUCUGAUUGGAUAUCUAUAAAGGCGUGUUCUACGCUCGAAACGAAUAGCUCGUCACUGAUUGGUCAACGCGAUUGUCAAUGUCAGUUGGUUCGUGUCACGUGUCCAACGCAACAUGGCUGCUACCACAGAGUGUGGAGCCGAUUCAAAUAUGUUAGGAAACAACAUGUCGCUGAAGAAAGCUUUCUCUGCGGCUUCUCCGCUCACUCUGUGUGUUAUCGCCGAGUGCCCGGUGACAAAAGCAAGAGCCUGUGAUCUUAUACUGCCACAUUCUGACGUCAGCACCCCGGUGUUCAUGCCUGUCGGUACCCAAGGCACUAUGAAGGGAAUCACCGUGGAUCAGCUGGAAGGUCUUGGGUGUCAGAUAUGUCUGGGGAACACGUACCACCUGGGCAUGAGACCGGGACCAGAGCUGAUCGAGAAAGCCAGUGGUUUGCAUGGGUUCAUGAACUGGAAGAGAAAUCUGCUAACAGACAGCGGAGGGUUUCAGAUGGUGUCUCUUGUGGAACUCUCGGAGGUCACCGAGGAAGGAGUGAAGUUCAAGUCCCCGUAUGAUGGCAAAGAGAUUCUCCUAAGUCCUGAGAAGUCCAUCAGCAUACAGAACAGUCUGGGGUCAGACAUUAUGAUGCAGCUGGAUGACGUGGUCAGCAGUACCGUGACCGGACCACGGGUGGAGGAGGCAAUGCACAGAUCCAUUCGCUGGCUGGACCGAUGCAUAGCAGCCAAUAAAAAUCCAGACAAACAGAACCUUUUUGCCAUAAUCCAGGGCGGGUUGAAUUCAAAGCUGCGCAAGGCCUGUCUAGAUGAAAUGACAAAACGUGAUGUUCCUGGUUUUGCCAUUGGCGGCCUGAGUGGAGGAGAGGAAAAGGAUGACUUCUGGCGGAUGGUCACACUAAGCACCGACCACCUGCCACGAGAUAAGCCUCGAUAUCUCAUGGGUGUAGGGUAUGCCGUGGAUUUGGUGGUGUGUGUAGCUCUGGGCUGUGAUAUGUUUGACUGCGUGUUCCCCACCCGCACUGCAAGGUUUGGCUCUGCCUUGGUGCCCUGGGGAUCUCUUCAGGUUAAACAAAAACAGUAUGCGAAGGACCUCCAACCCAUAGACCCAGACUGCCAGUGUCCCACCUGCAAGAGACACAGUCGGGCUUACCUCCACGCUCUGUUCAAGAGUGACACCGCAGCCAUGCAUCACAUCACCAUCCACAACAUCGCCUAUCAGCUCUCCCUGAUGCGCUCUGUGAGACAGAGCAUCAUCGAAGGCCGAUUCCCCGAGUUUAUACGGACGUUCAUGAAGCGAAUGUUUCCCUCUCGUGACCAGUAUCCCAGCUGGGCUGUGGACGCUCUCGCCUCCGUCAACGUUACACUGGAGUAGAACCAGAACCACAGCUGCUCUCCAAAUGGGUGUAUAACUGUCAAACAGUGACUGAGAUUUUAUAUCUUUUUAAAUGACUCUUUUUAUGGAUGAUUGUUUUUUUUCUACUCUUUGUUUAUACUUGUAUAUGCAUCGCCGGUUUUGUUGGCGAUGAAGAAGAUGGCUUUUGAUCUGAAGGGAGAAAGCCUGAUUGUCUUUUUCGCAACAACCUUCUUUACUCAGCCUCCAAGAAUUGUCCUCAUAGUACACAUUAUCAUAAUGUGAGACCGAAUGGGGUUUAAAUGAGGUUUGAAACACAUGAACUAUCUCCUCCGAUAUGCUCAGACAGUUUUGUGUUGUUACCAUGGCUACACAGUUGGCCCACCCACUUGAAAUGAAACGUCUUGCCUUCCUGUCA